AUGAACGAUCCUUUUGCUGAGCGCCCGAUCGUCUGGAGCCAGCCUUCCUCCUCAGCCUCCCUCAACCAUCAAGCUCUUCAGCCUCCCGAAACCUUCGCACCUCCAUCGACAAUUCCCUCAGCUGUCAAAGAAGAAGACUUUGAGCCAGAACUAGAUGCCAGCGACACAGCCCCCCGUUCUACCGCCGCCUCACGCCAACGUCUCUUCGCUGCACUCGAAGCAGAUGAUUACUUCCUUCGACCACCGCGUCCCAUAAACUCAGCCAACGACCUCGAUGGACUCGAACUAAAGCGAUGUUUCGAGAUCCUUCACGCGUGUAACAUCGCGACGGAAAUCGAUGCGACCCUUGUUUCGACCGGGAGGACCAUGGAGGACUUUUUGGAGGCUGUGUUUGAGGAGGAUUCGCUCGAGAAGCCGCGAUUGCAGUUUGUUGCGAGGGAGUUCCUGCAAGUCGGGAACGUUUGCGGUGAACCAAGCAAUCAUCAAACGGUCAGCGCCUGCGAAGAAUCACUAUCCUGCCAAACACCCGUCUACGGCAUCGCGACAUACCGCAGCUACCCAGCGCAACUCAGUAUCAGCUUCUCAACACAUGGGCCACCUCGACGAUCAAGCGAACCACUACAAGGCCUGUUCUGUCCCAUGGAACGAACCGACGUACGCUUCCAGGAUGAACAGAACUGGAUGGCUGAUCUGCGACAGAACAUGAAGAAGGCAUGCCUCAAGAAGGUGCACAUGCAUAAUAAGCGGCUUGCAGUGUGGUAUGUAAGAAUCUUGGCGAGAGGUUGGGCGAAAGGGAGUAUCUGGAUGGGCAAGGACGUCAAGGUUCUUUCUUUUGUGUCGCGAGGAGCUGUUGAUGCUUCUUUCGCUAUGAUGGGGGACUUUUAUGGACACGAAUGA
This is a messenger RNA of Fusarium coffeatum, 897 nucleotides long. RefSeq lists its product as uncharacterized. NCBI's taxonomy places the organism in Eukaryota, Fungi, Ascomycota, Sordariomycetes, Hypocreales, Nectriaceae. The coding region runs from base 1 to 897 and encodes 298 amino acids. The transcript is spliced from 2 exons. The record is from RefSeq and is a predicted model, not a curated record.